This is a messenger RNA of Pelobates cultripes (western spadefoot toad), 531 nucleotides long. Lineage: Eukaryota; Metazoa; Chordata; Amphibia; Anura; Pelobatidae. The record is from the annotation of a GenBank genome assembly.
AUGGCUGUGGAGGAUGCCUUCAACACAACAUGGCUGUGGAGGAUGCCUUCAACACAACAUGGCUGUGGAGGAUGCCUUCAACACAACAUGGCUGUGGAGGAUGCCUUCAACACAACAUGGCUGUGGAGGACGCCUUCAACACAACAUGGCUGUGGAGGACGCCUUCAACACAACAUGGCUGUGGAGGACGCCUUCAACACAACAUGGCUGUGGAAGACGCCUUCAACACAACAUGGCUGUGGAAGACGCCUUCAACACAACAUGGCUGUGGAAGACGACUUCAACACAACAUGGCUGUGGAAGACGCCUUCAACACAACAUGACUGUGGAAGACGCCUUCAACACAACAUGGCUGUGGAGGACUCCUUCAACACAACAUGGCUGUGGAGGAUGCCUUCAACUAACAUGGCUGUGGUGGAUGCCUUCAACACAACAUGGCUGUGGAGGAUGCCUUCAACACAACAUGGCUGUGGAGGAUGCCUUCAACACAACAUGGCUGUGGAGGACACCUUCAACACAACAUGGCUGUAG